UGGGGUGGCAUUUCAGCAACAAAAACACAACACAACACAUUUCUGUUAUUAAAAAUUCAAAGAUUAAACUAAAAACUAAAUUAAGGACCAUGGCGUGGACAGAAUUAUAAAACCAGAGGCAUAGCAACCGACUGGGAUCGGAAUAAACGGGCUGGAUAAUUCAGGAAUUGGAAAAACAACAUUGAGCGAAAAAAGAAGUCUCCAAUUGAUUUUUCGCUAAGUAUCAGGCUAUUUUAAAAGAGGAGUCAGAAGUGCUGGAAUUUUUGGCCAGCUUAUCAGCAAAAUGAGUGGCGACGAAAGUGGCGAGGAGAAGCACAUCCUGAACUUGUCCAAGCAGAAGCUGAAGAAGGUGCCCAAGCAGGACGAUGCGCACAGCAUCCGGCAGCUCAUCCUGGAUGAGAACGAGCUGCAGAAGAUCGACAACAUAGACUCGUACCUCAAGAUUGAAACGCUCUCCCUGGCGAGGAACCAAUUGCUGCGGAUGUAUGGCGUCUGCCGGCUGCACUGCCUCCGCGAACUGAACCUCUCCUUCAAUGGCAUUCUGUCCAUCGAGGGCCUGAAGGAGUGCCUCCAUUUGCGGGUCCUGAAUUUGGAGGGGAACAACAUCAAGACCAUCGAGCACCUGAACACGAACGUUAAUUUGGAAUCGCUGAAUCUGGCCGAGAACAGCAUCGGCAGCAUUUCGGAUGUCUCCUAUUUGCGCAAUCUGAAGGAGCUCUAUUUGCACGGAAAUCGGCUGACGCACCUGAGACAGUGCGAUAAGUAUUUGCCCACCUCUCUGGAAACCCUAACGCUGGCCAAGAAUGGCAUCAACGAUCUCAACGAGAUCUGCACGCUGUCGCAUCUGAGUGGCCUGCUGAGCAUUUCCAUCACGGACAAUCCCUGUGUGAACAUGACCAACAGCUUGGAUGGCUUUGACUACCGACCUUUUGUCUUGAACUGGUGCAUGAGCCUGAAGUACAUCGAUGGCUAUGUGGUGGAUCCCAUCGAGAGCCUCAAGGCCGAGUGGCUGUACAGCCAGGGACGUGGUCGCCAGUUUCGCGUGGGCGAGCAGUCGGGCCUGGCCAAAUAUCUGAGCUCCAUGUGCCCGCUGGUGGGGAAGGCGCUGGAGAAUGAAAACGAUAGGAAACUGCGCUUGAUCCUCAGCAAGGCGCAGCAUCAUCAGCGGCAGUUGCAGGAGGAGAUCUUGGACAAUGCCAAUAGCUCGGCCAGCACUUCGCCCUCUUCGCAUCGCAAGAAGCCCACGAGUCGCAUUCAGUCGCCGCGAUUCUCCCGUUUGAGUGGCCGCCAGGGUUCUCCAGAGUCCAUGGCGAAUAGCUAUCACGGGAACAGCAGCAGCAACAACAGCAUCGUCAGCGACAAUGGUUCGGCGAAUCACUCGCUGCAGAUGAGCAUCUCGCUGAUCGAGAACAUCAAGAACGAUGGCGAGGGCUUCUCGCUGGCGGGCAGCGGAAUGUCCAGCAGCGUGACCACCAAGACCUACAACUCCACGGAGUCCACGCCCAGGAAUAUAACACCAAAUCCUUACAACGAUCAAACGUUCAUCAGUCAAACGCCAUCGGGAGGCCCAUUGGCGGCUGCCUCGAAGAUGGUUCCAGUUCCGGAAACCCUGAUGAGUCCGGAUGUCUGUCCCGCCGCCGUGGCCCAAAGGGUGACGGUCAACGCCCUCAACUCGCAGCUGCACAAAACGAAGGUCAACAAGAACAAAGACAACAAACUGAACUUGCCGCGAGUGCGAAGUCCGCAGCUGAAGAGGAACCAGAGUCCCACGAGCAGUCCACGGAGGAUGGCAACCAAGGGCAGCAACGAUAAGAUGCAGGAGAAGCUGCAGUCAUCCGGAGUAAUGGUGGAUGCCGGUGGCUUUAGCACCGACGACGAUGGCGAGCAGAUCAAUAUCGAGAAGCUGAGGGCCAUCAGGAAGAUGGCGGCCCAGAAGCAGCAGCAGAUUAACCAGCAGGAGCAACUGAAGCAGCAGCAGCAACAGGUGGAGAACAACAGCCUGAACUGCGAGGAUCGGCUGAUCGAGCACGUGACCGAGUCCUCGGCGGUGACCAUUCAAAAAAUGUGGCGGGGCUAUCAUACGCGCAAGAAGACCAACAAGGAUAUAGCCGAGCGAUUGCAGCGACGACGCACACAGGAGUAUAUCGAACAACUCGGCAAGGACAUGCUGUUGACCAAGGCGCAGCUCGAGAACGAGCGGAAGAUCCAGCAGCUGCAGAUGCAGGCCAUCAAUGCGCUGUGGAAGAAGGUGUCCACCAUGGAGGUGGAUCCCAAGGGAAUUCCGGCGGGUGCGGAGCAGUCAGAGGACGCCAAUGGCUCUGGCCACUUGAGCCUGGAUCAGAAUUCCGCCGCCGUGGUCAAUGAUUUGGCCAAACGGUGCACCAUGCUCACCGAUCAGGUUCAAAUGCUGCAGAGCUCGAUUGGAACGAUUGUCAAUUGCCUGACGAUGGUGUGCAAUCUGCCGCAGGACGCCAUCAAGAAACAGGCCGAGAUCAUCGAUUGCAGCUCCACUCAGACGGACUUGAUAGCCGUGCACACGCCACAAAUCGAGGACCUCACCAAUUUCCCCUUCACCAAAACCAGACCUUCGACUUUGGCCUUGGAAUCGAAGCACGAAACGCUGGCUUGUCCCAAAAUCGAUGAGCUGAUGAGCGAUGUCGAUGGUCUCAAGGAGAACCAAGACGAAGCAUGAAAAAUCCCAGUUAAUAAAUGAGGAGUUUAAACGCUUUAAGGAUCGAUCUCAGCGCUUAUUAAUUCCUCCCGUAGGCAUUUGUGUAGCUUUUGCAACAAUUUUUAGAUCGGUUAGAAGAACUUAACAGUAGCAGCAGCAUUCCACAAACACACAAUUUUUUGUUACAUUCCUGAGAAGUAGUGAUGGUGAGAGACUAAACAGAAAACCUAUGAGAAAAAUACAAAUUUUUGUAAAACACAAAA
Drosophila takahashii is the source of this 2934-nucleotide messenger RNA. RefSeq names its product centrosomal protein 97kDa (gene Cep97). The record is from RefSeq and is a predicted model, not a curated record. Gene Ontology annotation, molecular function: protein binding. Lineage: Eukaryota; Metazoa; Arthropoda; Insecta; Diptera; Drosophilidae.